Messenger RNA from Xyrauchen texanus (razorback sucker), 1315 nucleotides. Its product is annotated as CB1 cannabinoid receptor-interacting protein 1-like. Gene Ontology annotation, biological process: negative regulation of signaling receptor activity. The transcript has 3 exons. Gene Ontology annotation, molecular function: type 1 cannabinoid receptor binding. The coding region runs from base 209 to 697 and encodes 162 amino acids. NCBI's taxonomy places the organism in Eukaryota, Metazoa, Chordata, Actinopteri, Cypriniformes, Catostomidae. The record is from RefSeq and is a predicted model, not a curated record. Gene Ontology annotation, cellular component: plasma membrane.
CGUUAGAUUGGCACACGGGAUUGUAAGGAUUACUCUUGUAUAGGGGAUUAUGAUCAGGAACAGCAGACAUGACUAUUAACGUGCAUUCUGCGAUGCGAUUUUAACGGUUUUCCACGAGAGUACACAUCACAGCAUCUCGAUUUAGUUCCGCCUGAAAUAUUCGAGCUGUUCGCUCACACCUCACAGACUUCCACAUUAUUUUCGCAUUAUGGCCGACAUACCGCAGCUGAUUAAAAUCGCCGUUUCCUUGAAAACGACUCCAAAUAACGGAGCCGUCUACUUCAAGUCGGACGGGACGAGAUUCGGGCAGACCCGAACGAUCAAAAUAUUGACCGGAACCAAGUACAAGGUCGAUGUGGUCGUGAAACCGGGAGCAGUUGAGGCGACAUCCAUGACUGUUGGCGGAGUGACUUUCCCUUUGGAGCAGCAGUCUAAAGACCCCCAAUCUGUAGUAUACACUGGAAUGUAUGCCACUGAGGGAGUAGCACACACAAAAAGUGGAGAGAGACAGCCUGUCCAAGUCAACAUACAGUUCACUCAAGCAGGCCUUUUUGAGACCAUCUGGCAGGUCAAGUUCUACAACUAUAACAAGAGGGACCACUGCCAAUGGGGCAACAGCUUCAACAGUAUCGAGUAUGAGUGUAAACCCAAUGACACACGCACCCUCAUGUGGAUCAAUAAAGAACAAUUUCUAUGAAAGAUGCCUAUGUGUCAUCCGUGAGAGAAGACCUUAUGACGGACACGAUACAGAGCAAGAAACUUCCCUCAACACCACCCUGUUGAGUCAUAUAUUAAUGAAUCAAAGGUUCCUUUUAGUGUUGGGAUGUAUCCUGUUCCUUUCCUGUUAGUGAUGUGUGUCUAACAAGUGAUUGAAGUGUAGUGAGGAAUUUACGAGCGGGAGUUUUGUUGGAUUUGUCUUUGAGCUGCAGGAAAUUAAGUAUCAUUCUGUAUCAGAUGCAAUGUAGUUGAACUUUAACCUCUUUGUUGUAGUGUUGUCUCUUUCCGCAGUUGUCCUUGCAGUUGUCUACCUCUAAAUAAUCCUGUGAGGAUUAAGUUUACUUUAAUGUGGGUUUACAGGUUUAAUGGUAAAAGUAUUAUAUAAUGUAUGGUGUGUUAUUUCAGUAGUUACAGAUUCAAUGUAGCACCUUUUGCAAUAAAUCUUACCCAUCUACGAACUUUCUAGAGAUUCUUUUUUUAGUAUUUUGUAAUGGUGAAAUGUGAUAAUAUAUGUGCAAUAAUUGACAGCUGGAUAAAAAAUAAAAAAUGUCAUUGGUUUUGCAAAAUAUAUUGUAUAUUUGAUCAAAAAAUAAAUAAA